CAAUCCUCAUGCGAGCUUGAGCCUGUGUGGCCGUGUAAGUGACGAUCCAUCCAGCGGUACGAAGGUCAAGCAUUAGCAGAUUAACUUACUUACAUGGAGACAGGCCUUGCUAUGGCCGUCUAACGCUAACCUCAUUGGACAAAAUGUUCCUUCCCUUCGUGCUGCUAUGCGUGUAUGCGGCCUCAGCACAGGCACAGGCUGUAGAUAUCACACAGCAAAAGAACAAUUUAUGGGGCGAGCGAGGCCUGUCCAAUCCAUCGCGACGAAUUCGCGACAUCGCCGAUAAUGCCCUGCUGUACUUCAACGCAACUACAGAGAUGAGGCCAGUGCUCCUGUUUACAAUUGCAACGCCAGCAUCGCUGAACACAACACUCCCACGCUUGUUGGCAAACUUGGCUUCCUUCAAGAGCAACGACCAGGUGGAUACAUACGGGCAUGUAACAACGCUCGCAGAGCACACGAUCGUGGCGUCCACCUCAAUGCCGGUGCAACUGGGAUGCGACAGCCUUCAACGUCUAUACCAACACAAAUGCUACGAGUUCGACCACGCGCUCAACGCUGGCGUGGAGGACAUGUUUGUACUCAGCAAGACAAAGGCGCACGCGUACUCCUUAGGUCUAACACGCAUAAAGGCACUCGUGGACAUGAUAUCCUUGGGCUACGAUGUGUUCUACUUCGACCUGCACCACAUCUUUUUCCAGAACCCGCUCAAGUACAUGUACACCCAGACAACCGCGCCGGUGGUGGUGUCCGGCACCCCUGCCAGCGGGUGUAGGCCACUGGCUGCCGGCCCCGAUGGCCGCCUGCCGGACGACCACCACCGACUAGACAUUCUGUUCAUUCGCAGCCAGCCCAGCAGCUUCAGGUGUCUGUACAACUGGCUGUACUGGAGCACGCACACCGCUCACGACGUCAACGACAAGCCUCUAGACCACCACACCUUCCGCAACACCAUGCAGGAGUGCGUGAGCUCCCUGGGUACCUCGGUGGUCAAUGUUGGGUAUCUGGACCCGCACGCUUUCCCUUCGGACUGCGCAACAAAGUGCGGCUGCAACAACAACGCGCCGGUAGAACCGGGGCCGGACGGCAACUGCCCCAAGGACGUUAUGCCCAAGUGGGUGGGCUACCUGCUGGGCUGCAGCGGCAGCAACCCCGCGCUGGACGCUAGCAUGAUCAAGUACCAGACCAUGUGGGCAGCCUGGAACGCCACGCUAGGGCACUGAGCUUCCUGCUACUCGUGCUGACGGUUGAAGUAGCUGAGUGCACACCUAGCUGCCGGUAGUGUUGUUGCUGCCAUGAGGACAGGUGAUAGAGCGCAUGGUGUUACGCUUGCUACCCACGUGCCUCUAGUAGUACAUGGUCCCGGCUUGGGUUGGAAGGUCAGUGGCCGAGACGCUUGCACUAUUGCGCCGCGUCUGGACAUGUAUUGGGAUGAUGGGACUUACACUACGGUAGUGUCGGCAAUGUAAACCUGCAUCGAC
Chlamydomonas reinhardtii is the source of this 1481-nucleotide messenger RNA. RefSeq lists its product as uncharacterized. Gene Ontology annotation, cellular component: Golgi apparatus. Bases 480 to 1223 code for a protein of 247 amino acids. Lineage: Eukaryota; Viridiplantae; Chlorophyta; Chlorophyceae; Chlamydomonadales; Chlamydomonadaceae. The record is from RefSeq and is a predicted model, not a curated record. Gene Ontology annotation, molecular function: glycosyltransferase activity. The transcript is spliced from 5 exons.